UAGUCGUUUUACGUUUAGUCGAUGACUGAACGGUGCUCCCCACUCUCGAUAGUUAAGAUUAGCCAUCUCUUUCUUGCGUUUAUCUUUAAAAUUUAUUAUAAUAUAUUACAACGCAGCUUCAGCUCGGACAAUAAAUAUUUGAUUUAAAGUUGUAACGUGAAGUGCUAGUGUGAUUUAAAGCAAUAAAAAAUGGCACCAAUCGAUGGGGCGUAUGAUUAUGACUUGGCGGUCAUUGGUGGUGGCUCGGGAGGGCUGGCAUGCGCUAAGGAGGCAGUGAACCGGGGCGCUCGCGUGGCCGUGUUAGAUUACGUUACCCCGUCGCCGCAGGGGACGAAAUGGGGGCUCGGAGGAACGUGUGUCAAUGUGGGUUGUAUACCGAAGAAAUUGAUGCAUCAAGCUGCAAUACUUGGAGAGAGCAUACAUGAAGCGGUAGCGUAUGGCUGGCAAGUGCCCGCGCUAGACCAGAUCAAAAUCAACUGGGCCGCGCUCACAGAGUCCGUCCAGAACCACAUUAAAUCAGUCAACUGGGUGACCAGAGUCGACUUGAGAGACAAGAAGAUCGAAUACAUCAAUGGGCUAGGCGAGUUCAAGGAUCCCCACACAAUUAUUGCGACCAUGAAGAAUGGGAGCAAGAAGGAAUUGACAGCAAAGAAUAUUGUGAUCGCGGUUGGUGGCAGACCCCACUAUCCGGAUAUCCCUGGAGCGUUAGAGUACUGUAUAAGCAGCGAUGAUAUCUUCAGUUUGGGACACCCGCCCGGCAAGACUCUGGUAGUUGGGGCUGGAUACAUCGGCCUCGAGUGUGCCGGUUUCCUCAACUCCCUGGGCUUCCCGGCCACAGUGCUGAUCCGUUCUGUACCCCUCCGCGGGUUCGACCAGCAAAUGGCGCAGAUGGUGACCAACGAGAUGGAGACCAAGGGUGUGAAGCUGCAGCACAAGUGUGUGCCCGUCUCGGUGGAGAAGCUGGAGACAGGACAGUUGAAGGCCAAGUGGCUGAACACGGAGACACAGGAACAGAGUGAAGACGUGUUCGACACAGUACUCAUCGCGACCGGACGUUACGCGCUAACUAAACAAUUGAAUUUGGAUGCGGCUGGCGUAAACUGCCUCUCCGAGAACGGCAAGAUCGUAGCCGAAACGGAACAAACGAACGUGCCCCACAUCUACGCAGUGGGUGAUGUGCUCGAAGGUCGACCAGAGUUGACCCCAGUGGCUAUCCAUGCUGGUCGCUUGCUGGCCCGUCGGCUGUUCGGUGACUCCACCCAGCAGAUGGAUUAUGAUAACAUAGCCACUACAAUCUUCACGCCGUUGGAGUAUGGAUGCGUUGGACUCAGCGAGGAGACCGCUGUUCAGAGACACGGCGCGGACAACAUCGAGGUGUACCACGCGUACUACAAGCCGACGGAGUUCUUCAUCCCGCAGCGCAACAUCCGCAACUGCUACCUGAAGGCGGUGUGCCGGCGCGAGGCCCCGCAGCGCGUGCUCGGGCUGCACUUCGUGGGGCCCGUCGCCGGGGAGGUCAUACAGGGCUUCGCCGCGGCUGUCAAAUGCGGCAUCACAAUGGAGCAACUGAUGAACACAGUUGGCAUUCACCCGACGGUAGCCGAAGAGUUCACCCGUCUGAACAUAACCAAGCGCUCCGGCAAGGACCCCAACCCGGCCUCCUGCUGCAGCUAGGCAACCACGCACAGUGGGACAAACUGUCCACAGAUUAUAUAUAUACAGAUAACAAAUAGUAAAUUAUAAAUUCAUCACUGUACACAGAUAUAGUACGAUUCAAACUUAAUGGCGGCUCGGAAUAUGAAAUUAUAUAAGCUGAAUGAACUCGUGUACAUACGCCAUUGUAUUAUUGUAAUAUUAAUUAGUGUGAACUCAGGCUCCUGAAAAACAGUUUAUAACUAUAUUAGGAGCCUGGGUCAUUAAAUUGUUGUAUCAAAUUAUGGUGGAAUAAUAAAUGAUUUAUGUAUUUAUUUAUUUAUUUAAAUAUCGUACGAUCCGAUGCGCAGAAAACAAUUUUGGUUAUUAACGGGACGUUAAUCUGUGCACACCCGCACUCGCACUUUGAACCUAAUUUCCGAACCGCCAUUAAGUUUGACUCGAACUAUAAUAAAUAGUAAAUUAUAAUUGCAUCACUGUAUACACGUUAAACAGAUAAUAAAUAGUAAAAUAUGGUUA
Colias croceus (clouded yellow) is the source of this 2172-nucleotide messenger RNA. It is a transcript of the gene Trxr1, whose product is annotated as thioredoxin reductase 1, mitochondrial. The coding region runs from base 190 to 1674 and encodes 494 amino acids. The record is from RefSeq and is a predicted model, not a curated record. The transcript is spliced from 8 exons. Gene Ontology annotation, molecular function: flavin adenine dinucleotide binding; glutathione-disulfide reductase (NADPH) activity; thioredoxin-disulfide reductase (NADPH) activity. Gene Ontology annotation, biological process: glutathione metabolic process; cell redox homeostasis; cellular response to oxidative stress. Gene Ontology annotation, cellular component: mitochondrion; cytosol. Lineage: Eukaryota; Metazoa; Arthropoda; Insecta; Lepidoptera; Pieridae.